Molecule: messenger RNA, 383 nt
Organism: Darwinula stevensoni
Lineage: Eukaryota; Metazoa; Arthropoda; Ostracoda; Podocopida; Darwinulidae
Source: the annotation of a GenBank genome assembly
GAUUCAGUUCCUCCUGAAAGCAACCCAACUGUAAUACUGUGCAGAGGAGAAAAAUGGCAAGCAAGAACUUCUCGUCCAAGACGAAGGCAGAGGCGGUUAGAGCUUCAAGAGGGGAGUGUUUUUAUGACGGCACGAGGCUAAACAAGAACAACACGGAGAUAGACCACGUUGUUAAUAAGAUGAGGCCCGGGUGCACCAACGACCUAAGCAAUGCAGUUGCUGCAUGCAAACCCUGCAAUAGGGAAAAGGGCACCCUCACCGCCUACGACUUCCAAGCGAACAAGCUCGGGGUGACUCCACGCUGCCAAGGUUUCACUCAGGACGGCUACAGGUGCCAGCGGAACGUGGCCGAAGGAAAUCGAAAAUACUGUCACGAUCAUUAA